AUCUAGGUCCCGCCAAUGAGGCUGCUUCUCGCGCUGCUUUCGCUCACGCUGGCAGACGUCGCUGCAGAGCGACGCUCCGUGCCCACCUACACGAUCGAUCUCGACCUGCCGCCCGAGGAGCGCUUCAAGGUCCUCGUCAGGCCAGGCACCGGCCUCAACGCGACCGUGUGGAAAUUCUGGACAAAGUACUUUGUGGGCGAUCCGCUGCUCAAGGACGCGCUGUUUGCGCUGGUCGCCGCGCGGGGUCACGAGGCGCCCGAGCUCCAGGCCGAGAUCUCUGGGAUGGCGGCGGCCUCUGGGCUGCCUCCCGCGUUUGUGCAGGGCAUCCAGAUGCUGUACGAAAUCCAGACGCUGAUGGUGCCGAUCGUCAACUUCUCCCAGCCCAGGCUCUCCUCCGACGGCAUCGGCUGGGAGGGCGCGAAUCGCACCUUCCACGAGCCGCUUCCCAAAAAGUGGGAGGGGCUCGGCCGCUUCCCGCGCGCACCUUUCUGCACGGGCAUCAUCGCAACCAACCAGGCGGACGGCAGCGUGUACCACGCGCGCAACCUGGACUUCUUCUUUACUGAGCUGAUGGCCGAGCUGGUCUACACCGGCGUCUUCACCCGGGGCGGCAAGGAGCUCUACCGCGCGCAGAUGAUUGCCGGGUACGCGGGCAUGAUCACAGGGAUGCGGCGCGGGCCAGACGGGUACGCCCUCGAGCGAAACACGCGGUACGCCGACCACUGGGGCGGAAACAAGGAGAUGCUGGCCCACCUGCUGUCGGGGCGUCUGCUCAACGGCUGGGUCCUUCGCCAGACCCUCGAGGCGUGCGCCACCUACGCUUGCGCCGUCGGCCGCCUGACCUCCUCGCCGUACGCCUCAACGGAGUACGCCGUCAUCUCUGGCGUGCGGAAAGGGACCAUCCUCGCGCGCAACCCGGACGGCGUGGCGCACACGCAGACGCUGGGCAGGCACAACUACCUGCAGCCGCCAGAGUACAUCCUCAUCACGAACUUCGACUUCUUCUUCCACGACGUGCGAGAGCUCUUCGACCCGACCGGUGGGCACAUUCUCGGCACGCCGCGCCGCGUGGCGGCGCAGCGCAUUCUGAACGCGACGCUGCAGGCCGGGGGCAACCUCACCGGCGAGCUGCUCUUCGAUACCCUCAACGCAAAGGACGUGCUCGCCGACACCAUUUUCCAGGCAAUCAUCAACGUCGAGCGCGAUUUGUGGAACGUCUCGAUCCCCGACCCCGCCUCCCUGCCGCACGCGACGCGCGGCAGCCGCGAGGUCACAGCAGCGGUCUAGACGCCGGUUGCCCACAUCAGGGAACAUGCUUCUGAAGGUAGAUGGCAGCCUCCAGCCUCCACGCCACGAAUGGGAAAUUGAA
Messenger RNA from Emiliania huxleyi CCMP1516, 1369 nucleotides. RefSeq lists its product as hypothetical. Lineage: Eukaryota; Haptophyta; Isochrysidales; Noelaerhabdaceae. The coding region runs from base 16 to 1287 and encodes 423 amino acids. The record is from RefSeq and is a predicted model, not a curated record. Gene Ontology annotation, molecular function: hydrolase activity, acting on carbon-nitrogen (but not peptide) bonds. The transcript is spliced from 7 exons.